Messenger RNA from Orbicella faveolata, 2513 nucleotides. RefSeq lists its product as uncharacterized. The record is from RefSeq and is a predicted model, not a curated record. Gene Ontology annotation, cellular component: extracellular matrix. NCBI's taxonomy places the organism in Eukaryota, Metazoa, Cnidaria, Anthozoa, Scleractinia, Merulinidae. Gene Ontology annotation, molecular function: extracellular matrix structural constituent.
AGAUGUGGGCGAAAUAGGUUCUGUUGGAGAUAUAGGAGAACGAGGUGAACAGGGCAAAAUAGGUUUAAAGGGCGAUCGAGGUGAAUAUGGUAUUCCUGGAAAAGAGGGAAAUGCUGGUCUUCCUGGUAAAAACGGCGCGGCAGGUGAAAGGGGUGACGUUGGUCCACAGGGUGCUCAAGGAAACAUCGGAAGACCAGGAAAUAUGGGACCGCCUGGACCUGUAGGAUUAAUAGGUCAGGACGGAGGACAAGGUCCAAGGGGUGCUAUAGGAGCCGCGGGACAGCUGGGAGAGCGUGGAGGGAAAGGAGAAAUGGGACUUGUGGGUUCCGCUGGCAGGCCAGGCCAACCAGGAACUAGAGGACGGAAGGGAGCAAGAGGUGAAAAUGGAAAGCAAGGGGAAACCGGUGACCAAGGAAACAGGGGACAGCCAGGUGAUAGUGGUUUAGCGGGAUUGCACGGAACUCAAGGAAAGACGGGAGAAAAAGGAGAUACAGGAAUAAAAGGUCGUACAGGCUACGGAGGUCAAACGGGUCCCACGGGAGAGAUAGGGCUGCAGGGACCAAUAGGACUUCAAGGAGUCAAAGGUCCGAGUGGAGAAGAUGGAACUUUGGGUGAAGGAGGAGAACCAGGAGAACAGGGAAGUGCAGGACCAACUGGUGGAAAGGGAGAAACUGGUAGUAGAGGUCAAGAGGGCGUGUCAGGACUCCCUGGAGCUAAGGGGAUUCCGGGAGAGCCUGGACAAUUGGGUGAUCCUGGAUCUAAAGGAAUUUCUGGCGUGCCGGGACAAAAUGGGUUGAAGGGAUCUGCCGGUGAUGUUGGUACUCCAGGUUCCAAAGGUGAAUCAGGAUUUCCCGGCUCUGUUGGCUCAGUUGGGAACCCUGGUUCGGCAGGACAAAACGGUGUCCAGGGCCCUGCGGGGGUACCCGGCUCAGUUGGACCCUCUGGCAAUAAAGGACCAAUUGGACUGAUUGGUGGCCGAGGAUCAGCUGGAAAGAUUGGGAAUCAGGGAUCAAAGGGCGAAAGAGGAGACCCAGGAAGUGACGGUGAAGAUGGCUCUUCGGGAAAACAGGGCAAUAUUGGACCUCCUGGAAGGAACGGAAAGCGCGGAGACAAGGCGGAUGAGGGCUCCCCAGGAAAGAAAGGACCCAAAGGAGCCACCGGCAAACGCGGCGAAAAGGGCCUUCCUGGGUCAACCGGUAUGGCAGGUAUCUCUGGUCUACCAGGAGCCAAAGGAAUAUCGGGAUCCCCCGGGUAUCGAGGAUCCGCGGGAAGUUAUGGAAGUGACGGUUUGGAUGGACCGAUGGGUGACACAGGGUUGCUUGGGCGACAGGGGACAAAGGGAGAGACUGGUGAACAGGGAGAAGCUGGCGAGAAAGGAAUAUCGGGAGAAAAGGGUGACAGAGGUGGUAGAGGCGAGCAAGGCCCCAUGGGAUUUGAUGGUCCACAGGGCCCCCCAGGCGAAAUCGGUCUCCCGGGACCAAUGGGACAACUUGGAGAGCAGGGUCCAGAUGGCAUAGGAGGAAGCCAGGGAACUCCCGGACGGCAGGGAGCUAUUGGUCUGUCUGGCUCAUUAGGACUCAUUGGAGACAAAGGAAAAGCGGGACCACAGGGGCGAGACGGCCUUCAGGGACCCUCAGGCCCGCCCGGUCCCCCUGGACCUCCGGCCGAUCUCUCCGGAUUGAUCUCACAGCAGCGCUAUGGUUUCCUUGACGAUCCUCAGCCUCAAAGCAACACAAAGUCCGCCCUCUACAGAAGUACUUUACUUAGAACCCCAGAAGGCGGUGACUCCACAAAUGCUGGCAUGGAUAUUAAUCCACUCUUUGAAGUCAUUAGCGCUAACGUUCAGUCGUUCAAGACAUGCAGACGUUAUUUGAAUACCAGGAGUCACCCAUCCAGAACCUGCCGAGACCUGAAACAGCUUAAACCCAAUGUUACCAAUGGUCAUUACUGGAUCGAUCCAAAUGAAGGACCACCCGAUGAUGCAGUAAAGGUCUAUUGUGAUUUUGCCUUGAGCGCAACUUGUAUUUAUCCAAACAAAAGCAAGACAGGAAAUAAAAAGUGGUUCUCGGGAAAUGACGGAUACAAGUGGUUUGCAAAGGAAUUUGAUGAUCGUCUACAGGUACAGAUCUUGAUUAAAGUUGUAAGAGGGUCAGUAAUUAUUAUAACAGAAUGUUAUAAUUGAAAUCCAGUGGAUCGGGUGAGUUCACCGAGGUAAUACGUGAAAAAUGGCGUCUCUAAUGACGGCUAGUGACUUAGGUUAAUAACGGCUCCCCGAGAGUAACGUUAAAUUUUUACCUCCCUAUUGAAUCCCUUAUAGGUAGGAAUUUUUAAAUCAUUGUAAUUAUGUAUACACAUAUUUUUUUUUGUGACUUUUUACAUAUUGUAACUUUGUAUUGUUCAUACCUUGUAUUAUACCUAGUUAUUUAAUAAUUACUCGUAGUUUUUUAGCGCAGAGGGCCACUAGUUUAUCAGUUUAUACUGUCAUGUGUCACCCUCUCUAAAUAAAGUUGAUU